AUGGGUAGGGGUCUGCAAAUAACGCAUUUCCAUUCGGCGUAUUUUAAUUUGGAUUUCUUUUCCUGCCUUAUUCUCUUCUUGUUAAUCAACGUGUUUACAGCGCAUCUACCACUCGCCUCUCUUUUUCUUUUCCACUUGAAUUAUUUAAUUAAUUUCGUUCUAUCAAUUCUUUGUUUUUCUUUCUUUCAACAUUUUAAUUUUCUUUUUCCUUUCUGCUUUUUUCUUUACUUUCUUUCUUUUUCACUCCUGUUUUUCUUUCCUUACUUUCUUUCCUCCUCUCUUUUUUCUUUCCUUUCUGUUUUCUUUCUUUUUUUCUCUCUUUUUUCUUUCUUUUCUGCUUUUUUCACCCCCUCUUUUUUCUUUCUUUCUCCUCUUCUUUUUUCUUUCCUUCUUGCUUUCUUUCUUUCCACCUCUCUUUUCCUUUCCUCCUCUCUUUUAUCUUUCCUUUCUGCUUUCUUUCUUUCCACCUCUCUUUUUCUUUCCUCCUUUCUUUUUUCUUUCCUUUCUGCUUUCUUUCUUUUUUUCCUCUCCUUCUUCUUUCCUUUCUGCUUUCUUUCCUCUCCUUUUUUCCUUUCUUUCUUUCUUUCUUUCUUUCAUUUAUCUUUCAUUUCUGCUUUCUUUCUUUCCUCCUCUCCUUUUCUUUCCUUCUUUUCACAUCUCCUUUUUAUUUAUUUCUUUUUCUCGAUAUUCAUUCCGUUCACAACACAAUUUACUACACCCCAGCAAUUCUUUCUUUCUUUCUUUCUUUCUUUCUUUCUUUCUUCUUUCCUUUCUGUUUCCUUUUCUCUUUUUUUCCCUUCUUUUUCCCGCUAUUUUUCCCAUUUGCAACACUCGAUUUCCUACAACAUAGAAACCGCUUACCAUCGGCUUCGCCUACUUUCAACAUUUUUUCGAUUUUUACUGAUGACGAUGAUUACAAGAACGGCAAUUACUUCUAAUUCUAAUACAACCAUUAACAAUAACAGUCAAAAGAAGUCAAUAAUUAUUUUAUUCUUGAUAUCACGGUCAUCGCCCACUUUUAAAUGGAAAAAUUAUCUAUCUAUCUAUCUAUCUAUCUAUCUAUCUAUCUAUCUAUCUAUCUAUCUAUCUAUCUCAUUUCUUGCAUUCAUCCCUUACUUUUUAUAUUUCAUUCAUAUUUUUCUUCGCUUUUUCAUUCCUUGUUUUUCAUUCACCAUUUAUCUUUUUAUAUUUUAUUCAUAUUUUUUCUAUUUUUCAUUCCUUAUUUUUCAUUCACAAUUUAUAUUUUUUAUAUUUAUUCAUAUUUUUUCUAUUUUUCAUUCCUUAUUUUUCAUUCACCAUUUAUCUUUUUUAUAUUUAUUCAUAUUUUUUAUAUUUUUCAUUCCUUAUCUUUCAUUCGCCAUUUAUCUUUUUAUAUUUCAUUCUUGUUUUCCUCUUCUUUUUAUUCCUUUUCGUUACCUUUCAUUUAUCGUUUUUCUUUUUCUAUUUCAUUCUUAUUAUUUUCUCGCUUUCUUUUCAUUUCUUUUUUUUCAUUCUUUAUAUUUCCUUUGUAUAUUUACGCAUAUUUUAUUUCUGUUUUCAUUCCUUGAUUUUCAUUCACCAUUUUCCCUUUUAUAUUUAAUUCGUGUUUUUCUUCCACAUUUUUCAUUGCUCACCUUUCAUUCACUAUUUUCAUAUUUCAUUCCUAUUUUCCAUCUCCUUUUUCUUUGCCCUGCUUUUCUAUCACGUCUCUGCUUCUGUUUUAUUUCCUUCUCUUUCAACUUCGUUCAUUUAUUAUUUUUUUUAUUUUAUCCGUAUUUUCACUUUCUUUUUCAUUCUCAUCCUUCAACAUUUUCUUUUCAUUUUUCUUUCAUUCCUUAA
Messenger RNA from Acanthosepion pharaonis, 1818 nucleotides. NCBI's taxonomy places the organism in Eukaryota, Metazoa, Mollusca, Cephalopoda, Sepiida, Sepiidae. The record is from the annotation of a GenBank genome assembly.